UUCUUUUAUAUAUAACGAGUGCUGUACAUUAUUUUACACAUCAAAAUGAAAAUACUUGCGAUAUGACUUACAUGUUUGAAUAUCCUCAAUAUGUGAGGAUAGGACUAAAUAGCAAAAACAAUGAUUUAUCUGACGACUAUUUAUAUCCAAGAUUUCAACUAUUUGCGUAUGGUGAAGGAUUUGUUACGGAACGUCUAAGAAGAAUGCAUUUUUCUGGUAUACCAGUGCUUUUUAUUCCUGGAAAUGCUGGCUCCCAUGAACAAGUUCGUUCUCUUGCAUCGGUUAGUUUAAGAAAAAGUUUAAAAAGUCGUACACCAUUUCAUUUUGAUUACUUUUCAAUAUCAUUUGGUAAAGAUUACUCAGCAUUUUAUGGAGGAAUAUUACAGGAAGAAACUAAUUAUGUAGCUAAGUGUAUACAAAGAAUAAUUUCUUUAUAUAAGGGCAAAGUAAAAAAUAUUAUCUUGAUUGGACAUUCAAUGGGUGGAAUCAUUGCUAAAGGAUCUCUAUUACUAGUACCUGAAAUUAAUAACAGCUUCGCCACUAUUUUAAUUACAUUAGCAACACCCCAUACACCAUCCAUUUAUCCAGACUUUACUUUUUUAAAUUAUUAUAAAAAAUUAAGUGAUUCUAUGAUGUAUUUAAAACAAAAUGAAACAACUGUAAUUUCUAUUGGCGGAGGUCCAAGAGAUAUUCUAGUUCCUUCUUUUCAAACAUAUGAUGAAUAUGCAGAUUUAAAUGUUCUUACAACAAGUAUCCCAGGUGUUUGGAGAUCAACGGAUCAUUUAUGUAUACUAUGGUGUAAACAAUUAAUAUUGAAUAUUGUAAGAUCACUAUUUGAUUGCGUUGAUGUCUCUAAAAGACCAGCGACUAUUUUUAAAAAUCAUGAUCGUAAGAUUAAAGCAUUCAAAUGGCACUUUUAUCAAUAGUUUUGAAAAACAUCUAC
This is a messenger RNA of Ceratosolen solmsi marchali, 943 nucleotides long. RefSeq names its product GPI inositol-deacylase (gene PGAP1). Gene Ontology annotation, biological process: GPI anchor metabolic process; endoplasmic reticulum to Golgi vesicle-mediated transport. The coding region runs from base 63 to 926 and encodes 287 amino acids. Gene Ontology annotation, molecular function: phosphatidylinositol deacylase activity. The transcript has 5 exons. Gene Ontology annotation, cellular component: endoplasmic reticulum. The record is from RefSeq and is a predicted model, not a curated record. NCBI's taxonomy places the organism in Eukaryota, Metazoa, Arthropoda, Insecta, Hymenoptera, Agaonidae.